UAAGGCCUUGCUUUGGAUUCUAAUCAUCAAACCCUGUUUUUCUCUUCGCUCUUGUUUCGAUUCGAUCGAGGGCUUCGAUGGCGCAGCCGGCGGGCGAGGUUCCUCCGGCGAUUCCAGCGCCGGCGAGGGCGGGGCGGCAGCAGCAGCAGCAGGGGUUGGGCCAGUCGUUGUCGGGGAUCAUUAGGAUGGCGGUGAUCUGGUACUUCGCUAUGAAGUUCUUCGCUCCUAAGAAGCCCUCCGAACCCUCCAUCCCUAUUUCCAAUCUCUUCCAGAAGGGAGAGCUUUUAGAUAUGUGGCUCUAUGUCUCUGAACAUGAAAAAUUUAAUGACUUUGGCAAUGAGGAUGCCCUUGUCUGGCAUGAGACAAAUGUUCCAUAUGCAGUUUGGGGACCAGCUGGUACUCGCACUCAUUCUUUGAAAUAUUUCCCAUCAGAGGCUGUAAAACACAAUGGGAGUGUCUAUGCCCAUGUUUUCUUUGCACGCUCAGGUUACCCUGCAGAUCCUAAUGAUCCUGAAUAUCAACAGCUGUCUGCCUUUGGGAAAACACAUCCUAUUGUAAUCUACUUACCUAAGCCAAAAGAUGAUAGAAAAAGGAGCUUGCUGGGAAACUCCAAGGAUUUAGGAGAGCAAGAACCAUCACCUGUGGUGAAGGAUAAUAUCCAAGAUGAGUCUAAGGAAGAGGGUCCUGUGGAAUGGAUUUCUUAUUGGAAACCAAAUAUCACAAUUAAUUUGCUCGAUGACUUCACAAGAUACGCGCACAAUGCUAUCCCUCCCAAUGUUGCUGGACACUUAAAUGUGGAGCCAAACACGGGGAACUACUAUCCUACUAUCUAUUUUAAUGAGUUCUGGCUUUUGAGGGAUAAACUGAUACCUCUCAAUGAUUCUAUUUCGGAGUUGCUCCUAAAUUUAGAGCUUGGUCCAAUCAGUUUGACCAAGUGGCAAUUAUUCUUGCAAAUUGAGCAAUCAUUUCAGAUGCAUCGUAGUUAUGGAAGUAUGCUUGAAGGCGAAGCGGAUGAACUUAAGAGGGUAUUUUUGGAGGGAAACCCAUAUCUCCUUGCGGUAACGAUGGCUGUGUCUGUGCUCCAUUCCUUCUUUGAUAUGCUGGCCUUUAAGAACGAUAUACAAUUUUGGAAUAAAAAUAAAUCCAUGGAAGGAUUAUCUGCAAGAUCAGUUGUUGUGAACUUUUUCUGUCAACUUAUUGUUUUCCUUUACCUCCUUGAUAAUGAGACAUCAUGGAUGAUCCUUGCUAGCUCUGGCAUCGGUUGCUGCAUUGAAUUUUGGAAAAUUGGUAAAGCGAUGCACAUUGAGAUUGACAGAAGUGGAAGGAUUCCCAUGUUAAGAUUCCGUGACCGUGAUUCAUAUGCCAAGAAUAAAACCAAGGAGUAUGAUGAUCUUGCGAUGAAGUAUCUCUCUUAUGUUCUAUUCUUUUUGGUGGCUUGUUCUUCCAUUUAUUCUCUCAUGUACAAGGAGCAUAAAAGCUGGUAUUCGUGGAUCCUUUCUUCUUUGACAAGCUGUGUUUACAUGUUUGGUUUUAUUAUGAUGUGCCCCCAGCUGUUCAUCAACUAUAAACUGAAAUCUGUGGCUCAUUUACCCUGGAGACAAAUGACCUAUAAAUUUCUCAAUACCAUUAUUGAUGACCUCUUUGCUUUUGUCAUCAAAAUGCCAAUGCUACAUCGGCUAUCUGUUUUCCGGGAUGAUCUCAUUUUCUUGAUCUACCUAUACCAGAGAUGGAUAUACCCUGUGGACAAAAAACGUGUAAAUGAGUUUGGUUUCGGUGGUGAAGAUGCUGACCAACGUUUAGCUGCUACCGACGCAAGUGCAGCGCCCCAGGAUGGUGAUUCAAGAACUGAAGACAACAAGAAGACUAAUUGAGUUGUUCACUUUGAUUACUUUUCCGUGUUUUAGAAUUUAAAAAUCUCAGGCUGGCCAUUUCUGCAGAGCAGUUUGAUUUUAUGGCUGAGCUGGAUAAAAGGUAACUCCAACGUUUGGUAGUUAUCCAACCCCCAUAUGCAUGGCAAAUGUUAAGAUCAAGUUUUAUUAUUAGAUUCCAAAGUAGGCUGCAAAACUGGUGGUUUCGUCGGAAAUACACUUUUAAGUUAUUUGUUUGAUGUAUAUUGCCAGAGGCUUGAUAUCAUACAGCAAAGUGCGUCGUUUUGGUUAUUGAUAUUCUGGUUAGCAAAACAUAAGGGACUAUGGUGAAAGUUUUAUGAGAUUUAGUUUCCAUCUUGUUAACUCACGUUAAUCAUUAUUAUUAUUAUUGUCAUUGUUUCUUAGUGCUUUUA
Messenger RNA from Dioscorea cayenensis subsp. rotundata (Guinea yam), 2281 nucleotides. RefSeq names its product cleft lip and palate transmembrane protein 1 homolog. Gene Ontology annotation, cellular component: endomembrane system; membrane. The transcript is spliced from 12 exons. NCBI's taxonomy places the organism in Eukaryota, Viridiplantae, Streptophyta, Magnoliopsida, Dioscoreales, Dioscoreaceae. The record is from RefSeq and is a predicted model, not a curated record. Bases 78 to 1871 code for a protein of 597 amino acids.